Molecule: messenger RNA, 1484 nt
Organism: Corvus hawaiiensis (hawaiian crow)
Lineage: Eukaryota; Metazoa; Chordata; Aves; Passeriformes; Corvidae
Gene: DCUN1D5
Product: defective in cullin neddylation 1 domain containing 5
Exons: 8
Coding region: 571-1194 (207 amino acids)
Biological process (GO): positive regulation of ubiquitin-protein transferase activity; protein neddylation
Cellular component (GO): ubiquitin ligase complex
Molecular function (GO): ubiquitin-like protein binding; cullin family protein binding; ubiquitin conjugating enzyme binding
Source: RefSeq, a predicted model, not a curated record
AGGACAUGAGGGCACAAAGGACUUGCAAAAUCAACACUACGGGAAUGGCUAUUGCAAGAAAUUGUGGUGUAUGGCCUUUCUCAUAGGCUGGCCAAGCUUGAGUUUAGAAGUACCCGGGCUCUUAUUUUGUUAUGACUGUUCAUUCUGGGUAACUAUUCCAGAGCUCACUUUCUGUGGUCAUUGAUGACCUUUUAGUUUCAGUCAGUUUAUUCAUUGCCUACAAAUAACUGUUCUUGUGCCAGCAUUAUCCUCUAUACAACUCUACUCCUUCGUGGUUCUCCCUCAAAGAAUAUUUGGAGGGAACACUUCUGUUUUCUCACACUUUAUUUUGUAUACUUAAAAAAGCUAAAUUGUUCUGGUUUGUAAUACCAACUUUCAGUUUCCUUGCUCAUCUUAGCUCUUGUUUGCAUGUGUUCGGUUUCAGUUUGUCUUUCUGGGACAUUGUUAACCGAAAUUUUAUGAUCUUAAUUUUCUUUUACUCAAAAAAAGUGUUUUAAAAAAAGUAGCUCAAGGAAAAAAAAAAAGAAAAAAACCUAGAUUCUACAGGGAGCUAGUUGCUGGGCGAAAACUAUGAUAUCACAACCAUCUGGUAAAGUAAUAAGUGGAGAGGAACAUUUUUCAAGCAAAAAGUGCCUGGCUUGGUUUUAUGAAUAUGCAGGUCCUGAUGAAGUUGUAGGCCCUGAAGGAAUGGAAAAAUUCUGUGAAGACAUCGGUGUUGAACCUGAAAAUAUUAUUAUGUUAGUUUUAGCCUGGAAACUAGAGGCUGAAAGCAUGGGAUUUUUUACCAAGGAAGAAUGGUUAAAAGGAAUGACCUCGUUACAGUGUGACUGUACAGAAAAAUUACAGAGUAAAUUUGACUUCUUACGGUCACAGUUGAAUGACAUUUCAUCCUUUAAGAAUAUCUACAGAUACGCCUUUGAUUUUGCAAGGGAAAAAGACCAGCGAAGUCUUGAUAUUGAUACUGCAAAGUCCAUGUUAGCUCUUCUGCUUGGAAGAACUUGGCCACUGUUUUCAGUAUUUUAUCAAUAUCUGGAGCAAUCGAAGUAUAGAGUUAUGAACAAGGAUCAGUGGUACAAUGUACUAGAGUUCAGCAGGACUGUCCAUGCAGAUCUUAGCAACUAUGAUGAAGAUGGUGCAUGGCCUGUACUUCUGGAUGAGUUUGUUGAAUGGCAGAAAGUUCGUCAAGCAUCAUAGCAAGAAUUCAAAAGAAAAUGCAAAAAUUUUUUUUGGUGCCCGCCUGUACACAAAGUAAUGAGAAAAAGAAAGGAUUGCAUUUUCAUUCAUAAGAAAGACUUUACAGUAAUUUUUUUUUUCCUUUUUUAAGGAGACUUUCUUGUUACAUGUGAUAUGGGCAUUGAACCACACCUCUUCUGAGACUGAAAGUUGGAGUUCUUGUUUUGAGUCUUAUGUUUAUAGCAUUUAUUUCAGAACAAUAAAGAUUCAGAUUUGUGACAAAGGCCUAAAAGUGAAGGAUGUCCCUUGAA